CAAACACAAAAAUGUAACGACUUUUUUCCGUUAUCGGUCGAUUGCCUUCGACGGGUGCUUCGUCAGGAAGACAGGUUUUAGGCGACGGGAAGAAACAGUGAAUAACUAAUUCCAGUGGAAUGUGAUUAACUUGAAGCAACAAAGAAGUAAUCGACUAACUGCAUUCGAAUCGCGGAGUGAAAACGUCAGUGUCAUAAUUGUAGUGCUUUUGCAAACCGUGGAGCACCAAGAACAGUCGACAGCCGUUCGGUUUGCUUUCGGUAAAUUCGUUUGACUUCAAACAUAUAAUUAUCUGCCACUGCAAUUGGGAGCGCGCAGCGCUACCUCGAUUGUGACCCCGGUCCGAAUUUAACAGUUUGAAUCGUUCCACCCCUGGUGGCCACCCGGCGCCUCUACGGCGGCAAAGAAGAGCCUCAUCAAAAGUGAAACAAUCGCAAUAAGAUCGCGCCGCGCAACAACGUCGCAUCAAGGAGGGAUGCUGUUCUGCGUGAUCUUGGCGUUCGCCCUUCUGAGUGCAGUCGUCAUCUAUGCCAUUUUCACCGUUGCUUUUUGGUUCUGCUGCGAAGAGUGAAGCGUGUGCGUGUGUGUUUGCGGCGUUCGAUAGAUUGGCAAAACACGUGAUCGAAUCCGCGUGGCUCGUGAGUGUUGGCGCAACAGAAGAGAUGUGCUUUUGAAAUUGAUGAUCACCGAAGUGCCUGUUGAAGGAUGAAGAAGAGUGCGGUCAUUAGCAGCAAGAGAAGAAAAACAAAUUCAAAACGUGUAGCGGCUACUGGUCAGAGUGUUUGCAUCUGAUACUGGAGAAAAUGUGUGCAAUUUGAAUGCUUGUUAGAAGGUGUAAACAUGUAAAGCUAAGAUUUGAAAACCAACUUUGGUUGAUGCAGUCAAAGUUAAAUAAGGGAAGGUUUUCAAUUGCUGCCUGUUUAUUAAUCGACUUCGGAUCCGGUAUUAUGAAGUCAUGACAAAAAAUCAUCACAAGAUUGUUAGCAAGAUACAUUCCCUAAUACAGAGCCAGUGACAAUGCUCGUCCCAGUUUAGUGCCCGAAAGAAAUGGAAACCAUCAAAAGUCUGCUGCAGCAGCCACCUUCUAGCAGUGCUCCUCUCGUCACCAACGCCCAUCCCGUUACGAAUUUUGAUGACCUCAUCAAGGAUCAUCACCCGCACGUGCUUGCCCCAUUGCAGCCCACCAAAUACAGCACUACCAAUGGAAUCACCACCUCCAGUCCAAAUCUUGCAAAUACCGCCAACGAUUUCAUUCCGCCACUGCCAGCCAGCACCAACUGCAAGCAGCCACCUGUUAUCGUAGGUGUUGCGGUGAAGCGAACUCUACGGAAACCAACCGCAUCCGAUCCGCCUAGGCAAGAUGUGGAACGACCCAGCGGAACAAUCGGCACGGGUUUGGCUGAAACCCUCGAGCGGUGGCACAGUGACAUCUUUGAAUGUCGUCCUGCCGUACCACCGUUUGGGAACCAAAAUGGGGAGGCGGCUGCUAAAGGAGAUGUUUUUGCCGCCGGGGUUGACGGCGGUGAUUGUAACAACAACUGCCACGGGAAUUCGACCCAGAUUGUGACGAUGACGGAUAACAGCGGCAAUGUGGACGAUUUGAUCGAUUUCAGUUCGGAGGUGGAGGUGGCCCCGGUAGCGGCACCAGUGAGUUCCAUUGAACAGGUGGCAACUUUGAAGCCGAAAGUGAAAAAGGUAACGUUCCUGUUGGAUGAUUUGCUGGUGGGCAGUAGUGGCGAGGAGGACACCGUGUACGAACCGGAGGAAGACGAAUUUCAAGAAGAUGAAAGCGAGCGAUGUGUAACAAAAGAAGCAACACAAGUCGGCCCCGGUGAAGGGGAUGUAAGUGAUCCGUUCGGCUGCGGGCGGAGGGUGGUUGGGUGGUACCCGCGUGCGACGGAAGUGGGUGGUAAUGAAAUAUCAACAGAGGCUAUGCAAACAGAUGACAUUGUUUCUAUCGUUGCUGAACACGGAGGUCGCAACGUGAUGAGAGGAAACGAGAAGGGCCACUGCGCAAGUGCGUCGCUGUUACAUGGUCAUGGUUCCCUCGACUGCCAGCAUCUUGUCCGGAUAGGGGGAGAUGCUUUGAUUCCAACCGUCAUUGAGGAGCUUCACAGUUCUGCCUUACCGACAAACAGCAUCACUAAUACCAGUGCCGCGCUGGCGGUUGGGUGGAUGAAUUCCGAUACACUGCCAUGGGGAGGGAGGAAAAUCGACGAAAUUCCGGAGGAAAGUGCAUGGAAGCAGAACGCAUGUGCAGAAGCUGGCAACAUUGGUCCUGGUGGAGACUGGUCGUCGUUGUCAGUUGGAGCACACUCGGGUAGUGAAUCGAUCGAUGCCAGCCGAGACAACGACGGUGAGAAUAACAGAGAAGAGGGCAAUAUUGUUGACGUUCAGGAUGUGCAGGAUGUUUCGGAAUGGCAGGACAGUAGGAAUGGUGGUAGCACUGUCGGGGCAGGUGUUCGGUUUGGCCGAAGCGUGUCCGAACUGCCAUUCGUCGAGCCUCCAAGACUCGACGAAACGGACUCGAGCCAGCAGAAUCAGCAGCCAGUCGUCAAACAAGUAGAAAAUGUUGUAACAUCAGUACCUACUGGUAUUGAACAGCUGGGAUUUGGAUCAGAAAAUCUACCAAAUUCUAGGCAAGCGUGUGAAAAAUCGAUCCAAGUUCCUUCGCCAUUACAUCGUGCGACGGUUGGUGUGGAAAAUAGUGGCCAUCGUGGUGGGAAAGAGGUCCAUUUUAGUGAACAGAAAAAUUGUUACCAAAAAGGGUCGGACAGUGAGAGUGAAAAUUAUUAUGGCACUUGUUCUCCGCCACCACCUCCGUUGGUGCCACCCUCUGGGAAUCCUUCGUCGUAUGGCCUAAACGUAGAAGUGACUCUAAAUGCUCAUAUCAGUGUUCAUGGAUUAAGUGAAUUCAACUUUUUCUCAAGUUCAGGUGACAGACCUGGUGAGGAAUCUUCAUCUUCUGCGGAAGAAAAAAUCCUUAAGGAUAGUGCUACUAACACCAUCAGUGACUGUGGAGGGAACAACAACAGUAACGUUACCCCAUCGAGUGCUGACAGUGGAAUUAUUAUUAUCGACGAUGACGUAGACGAAUGUUGCUGUGAAAGGGCUUCGACGGAAACACAAAUCUGUGAACCUCUGCGGGUGAUAGCGGAGGAAAGUUCCGAGAAGAAACUCGUCGCACAGUGUCGAGAUCAGGAUACGCAGACUUUCAUUGGGAAUUUUCUGUCUCCGAAGAAGACUACCAGCGAAAUUAGUGUGCAAGUGUGUGAAAAUGGCGAUUCUGACCUACGAAACAUCGAUAGCCUAGAUUCUAGUGUGAGUGAAUCGGAAAUAGACGAGCGAAAGGAUUUACGUUUCCUGACCAAAAACACAGAUCAAUAUCUUCGACCUCCAAUCAGUUUUCUGAGUGAAAAGCACGAGUGUUUCCAGGCAAGCAAUCGUUUGAAGCGUCUGGAAGAACGAUUCCGAGGUUUUGCCUAUACGAAAAAGUUAUUACGUGAAUCUUUAACUGGUGGGGGGCAACCGCAGAAUCUUUCGUCAUCGUUAAGCUCGUUGUCGACAUUGCUGGCAGAUUAUACCAACACAAACGCAGCUUCCGUGUCUUCAUCAGUGCCAGCAUCAUCAACCCCAUCAUUGACAGCAGCUGCCCGUGCCGAGCAAGAGGAAGAGGAACAAUCCCAAGCAGGGAGAAGUUUUGUGCCAUCACGAAAAACAUCAUCCUUAAGCUCGUUACAAAAGGAUGCAUCCCCAAAUCGAACUCAAGUAGGCCAUACCCUUGCACAAAAGUGUGACAUCCCUGCUCUUCCACCCCUUUCAUCUUCACUACUCUCCCUCUCGGCAUCAUCCCUACUUUCUCUUUCCUGCAUCGAUCUCGAACGCAAACAACGACAACAGCAGCUACAAGAUCACCCAAGCAAUAGCAACUCCACAAAACAACUAAGUCCUCAACCACCGCAGAGCCCAAAGACUCCUGAUCAGCCUCUUUCCAAAGCAUCUUCUUUGCCAUCACUUCUUCCUCAAUAUCUUUUCCCUUCACCACCAUCUAGACCACCCCCUCGUCCACCACAAUUACCCGAAGAACCGUUUAUUGAAAACACCCCAAACCUUCCUCCCAAGCCCAUCCUCAGUACUCCCCUUCAACUAGACCUCCGUCCGACUGUUGCCACUCCGGAAUCCAGCGUUGAAUCGGAAGAGAUUUGUACAAUUUUCCCUGGUGGAAAACCCCGCAUUGAAGACCCUCUGGAAGUGGUAGAAACCGUAUUCAAAGAUUCCGAAGAAGAAGACUACGAAAUAAUUCCUGAUUUCCCGCGAAGUGAAAGUGAAGAAAAUCAAGAGUUUCUCAACCUAGAGAAGCUCCUAGCGGCCGAUCCGCACACCAACUGUGAGUUCGACACGCGGCAUCUGAACCAGUACGAGCCCACCGUCUACCAGAUCCGCUACUGCUACGAUGAGCUCGAGGAAGAGCUAGAGUCCGAAUCGGGGAGUGUCGGGGGAUUGCUGAUCGGUUCCGAAACGGACCGGGCCCGGGUUAGUGUCAGUGACGAAGACGGGUGCGAGUGUGUGAUCGAGGCGGUACCCAUCUAUCGUACGUUGCCGCUCAACAUGCGCGAAACGACCGGUACCCUGCGGGGGCUGCUCAAGAAGCCGAACCGGCCGCCUCCGGUCCGCAAGAAUCGGGUCGUGUUCGACGAGACGCGCAACGAGUUCUUCGAGGCGGACUACAUCAUUCUGAUCCGGGAGGACUGCCCGUACGACGAGGAGGACGAGGAACCGUGCACCUGCGGGGAACACGAGCUGGUUAGAAUAUGUUGUGACGAAGGCUGCAACUGCGGAUACACGGACGACGGACGAACGCCACCGAGUCCCAAGUUUGCUCCACCCAUCGAGUUUGUCGAUCAGGCCACGCUGAGCCCUCCCGAGGGCUACAAGGACGGCAGUGGGCUGUUGGACAAUGCGCUCGGCGGCGCCCUCGGUGGGCACGUCUUCGGUGCACAACACAUUCAGCAGCUCCAAGUUAUCCAGCGGCUUCAGCAGCAACGGGCGGCCAUGCUGGCCGCUCGGGCUGCUGCCGGUCAGCAGGGACAACAAACGGGCGGCGGCACUCAGACCUCCCAAACUGGCACCGCCGGUGGUGGCGCUGGUGGUGCCGGCGGUGGGGGAGGAAGUGUGAGUGGUGCUGGUAGUGGUGGGGCAGGACAAACAGCACAACAACAGCAGCAGCAGCAGCAGCAGCAACAACAGCAACAGCAGCAAACCGUUUGUACCGAAUGUGCCGAGUGUGCGGAGUGUGCCGCCAAGCAGUUGCAUGACGAAGAAUGCGACUCGCAAUGUUCGGACGACAUCUCGCCGAUGAUGGAAGCCCCGCUGCCGCCUCACGCAACCCUUCCGAUAGCGUUAGUUCCUCUGCAGAAAUCAUCCCCGGAGCGGAGGAUCACCCAGAAGGAAAUUAUCGCCGGCGAGGAGCGGCCUAAAUUCCUCACCAUCAAGCAGGUGCAGGAUGCCUCGCAGGUGACGUCGGGCAACGAGACGGGUUCCACGGCGGUGCCGCCUUCCUCCGCAGGUGCUGUCAACGCCAGCGAUUUGCGAAGCUUGCAGCAGCAGCAACAGCAGCAGAAGCAACUAACUCAGCAGCAGAAAUCUGGUUCCGGAGAUACCGCCGGCACACAGCAACAAGCCUCUAUCAAUAGUCAUUAUGAAAUAGGAAAGCAUAAACCAUUAAGCACGGCUCAGGCGAUAAGCGGCAUCCUGAAGGGCGGGAAACUGUGGAAGAACGAACACCAACAGCAGGGGCAACACCAACUGCAGCAGCAGCAGCAGCAGCCAAAGUCACAGCAGCAAUCAGCACAGCAAACCCAGCAGGGGCAGCUACAGCAGCAACAACAACAGCAACAACUGCAACUACACCACCAGCAACAGCACAAUCAGCAAUCGAACCAGAACGAUGACUCGACCAACGUCACGUCGGAUGAGGAAACCAGUUCGAAGCGGUCGGUUCGCUUUAACGAGGAAUCCACCAUCCGGGAGGCGUGCUGCGACGGAGAGGUUCAAUCCGGCCUAGGUGAAGGCGAAAUGGGCACCGGAAAGCCCAUCAACUACAUGUCCGACACGCUCAAACGGCACUCGUCCGGGCUGUUCCACAACGCACUCCGACCCAAUUCGGCCGUUCGGCAGCUGUUCCCCAGCACGGUCAUCCACAUGUCGUCGACGGCAGCGGCGGCGAUGACGACGGCUACCACCACUGUGGCAACGGGUGCGAUGCUGGCCGCGGUCAACACGACCAACGCCAACACCACGGCCGGUAAUCCGACGGCCCUCACUCAGGAGGCACUGAAGGCAUUUGACGACUCGAAGAAGGCCACCCUGGUCCAUCAGCACAGCAUCACCAGCAAUAGUAGUAACAACAACAUCAACACCAGUGGAUCGGUGGCGAAUUCGGUCUCCGGUGGCAGUCCGGGAGGUGGCGGCGGCAGUGGAGGCGGGGCUGGCGAAACCGAUACCAUCCGGAGAACGAUUGAAAGGAACGCUCUGCGGCGGUCGCUCAUCAAAUAUGAACCAAAGAAAAAGAUACCGAUCAAGGAUGUCACUUCGCUGGAGGAACGUAUCCGGCAGCUAACGUGCGAUAUCGAUGAGCCAAUCGACGAAAGUGCCGACGGUGAACAGGGACAUGACGGAGACCUCAACGAGAUGGAACGGCGGGAUAGUCCGGCCGGUGAGGAGAACCCGCAACAACCGAAAUACAUUCCGGACAAAAGCUUUUCGCCUAGUUCGUCGGCUUCCAGUUCCUCGAGCGGAUCCAACGGUUCGACCUACAAGAAGAUAACAGAUCUGUUCCAUCGGGAUCGACGGCAUGAGAAAAUCCCCGAAGCGGACGAGAAUCCGAUUGUGAUUAUCCCGCAGGUUUGUCCAUCGGAAUCGGACUGUCGCUGCCCGGCUGGUCCAGACAUAGGAAUGGGAGUUCAAAUUCAGGGUGUUCACACGCAAAUCCAUCAACCACCUCAACAACGCCAGGCGGAUUCACGGAGGCAGUUCCUGUCGACACUGGCUCCUUUGACGGCAUGCGUUGCUGGUCAACGCGAUGAUCUGUCGUACUACACGCUGGCCCAACCUGGGGAUAGAAACUCCAUGGGAAGUUCUCAAUGCACCGAGUAUAGCUUAGGGGACAUUGAUGCCGCUUUGCAUGAUGACGACGGCAAGAAGGUUGCUCCGGAUGUAAUUGCCGGAACACCUGGUCAAGAAUCGGAUGAAUUGGCAGCAUUUGUACAGCAGGAGGGAGCUCGAACGGAACGUUUGAAGAAACGGUAUAGUGCGGAGACAUCCACCUCAGCACCCGCCUCGGGUGCUGGAUCGGACGAUGACGAGCACAAUGAUUACGGAUUUAACUCUAGGCCUACAGUGCGAGGUAUAAAACCUCGAUUCGGGUCAACGAAUGAAAUACUUCAACAAAUGCAAGCUCAACUGGCCACGCCUACACCACCUCAGGCAAAGUCUCAAACUAGUGCUGCGCCAACGCAACCCGUUCAAUCAAAUACGCUUCCAAGGCCUCACACAUCAAGCAGUAUGCAGCUGGCAGCAGCCAAGCAACAGAUCACCACCCAUCAGCAUACCGCAUCUUGGAGUUACUAUCCAGUUGAAAGUCCGCAGACUAAAGCUGUGGCGGCAGUGGCUGCAGCUGCUAGCACUGGAACUAAUAUGGUCACGGCUGUGGAUCCGCAUGGAAACUAUUACCACAUUCCAGCUCAAGCUCGCCAUAGCUACCACGGCCAAGAGGCUAUCUAUCAGAACUGCGCCCAAUUACCGGCGGGCAACAUCCAGGCUAAUACAGUGCACGUUCAAUCGCAGCAAAUCCACACGCAACAUCACGCCGUCCAUACGGCUCAUCACAUACACCACGCCAAUCAAGCGGCCUACGGUAAGUUUGCGCGAAGUCCAACGCGUAGACCGGAGUCUCCGCCCCCGCUGAGGAACUACCAUCAAACGAUGGUUCUAAUCCCGUACAACGCAGAAACUUACGAACGGUACACGGCUCAGGAGCAGGAGAACUAUCGUCGGCAGCACAAUAUUGUUGAGUAUCAACAGGUUACCCAACAAACAAUUCGAGUUCCAGUAGGCUACCCCCUACCGGGUAUGCAGCUCCACGUAGUCGCUGGUCGAGGGACUUUGCCACCGCACUACUCUACCCUUCCGCGGUUGGGAUCCAGCUCUAGCGCGUCCACAAUCACCAACCCCACGCCCGGUCCCAACACCAAUGCCCCCCAAGGAAAACCACCAGCCUAUACGCAGUACCCCGUAGAUAAGGGUGGCGUCAAGUUUACCGAGCGGGGCGCUCCCGAAGGGGCGGCCAGUGUUCAACCGAACGACGUCACCAGUUUACUAUCGCCCACGUCACAAGGACACGGUCCACCAACGGCAGCAUUGGGUCCCCCGACGUCCGCCGCCAGUGCCAUCCAGGCUGGCAACACUGCCCAGAACAGCGCUGCCCAGGGUCAGGGGGCCGUAUUCUACGCGAUGAACGUUUGACACGGCGAUUAGAUAAAUGUCACGAUACGAAUUGAACCCAAGUCCAAGUGCGCUGGAACCGCGGAGGAUGAUUCGAUGCUAGCGGCGGAGGAUUUGGGUGAUGAUGGCGAUAGCGUAAGCAUCAAAAGCGAUCUCAUCUCUCUGGCUGCUUCAGUGGCGUCAAGUGGCCUGGAAUAGUGUGCAGAACGAGGGCGAAUACAACGAUUUAUGUACUUCCGAUGCGUGGGAGUGGUGUUGCAAGGGCAUGUGUGUAAGUAAUUGAAAGGAAUGCUGUUACGGGAAUGCUCAAGAGCUCUAUUGCACGUGUAAUAUUUGUAUUCAUUAGAUUUAGGCUUAGUCGAAAGAUUGGCUAGACAACCGAAGAUAAUUUACCAAAAAAUAUGAAGUUGAGCGCAUUGUACAUAGACCGUUAAGUUGAAAGUUUAGGAAAAAAUCUCGAUUGGACUGAUGCAGUCAUAAUAUCGCUAAUGUGCUCAAUCGCAUUCAAAACAAAUGGAGCGAAUUUAAUUGUUGAACAAAACAAAAUUUAUGUUUUCUAAGACGCGAUUCGGUUUGAAUCUCUUUUUGAAGGCCUAUUCCACAGAGGAAUGUACAUUCAAAUAACCGCGUACUUCUAGCGAAAACCCUGGUAGUAAUUCUUAAUUUUGGAAGCGUUUCACUUGAAGACAAAUGUUGAUACGAAGGUUGAUAUUGAAAGCUAUUUUUCCUUAUUUGUUAUCAAUUUAGGAUUAUGGUGUAUAUGUUGGAAUAGGAUUGUGUGCGUAAUAGUUUUGGCUCCAAUUAUCAAGAUUAUAUUUUUAUUUUUAAAUCUACCCAUCCUCUAAAAUUGCCGGAGUAGCUAAACAAGACUCUGU
This is a messenger RNA of Armigeres subalbatus, 9377 nucleotides long. RefSeq lists its product as uncharacterized. The coding region runs from base 1048 to 8523 and encodes 2491 amino acids. Lineage: Eukaryota; Metazoa; Arthropoda; Insecta; Diptera; Culicidae. The record is from RefSeq and is a predicted model, not a curated record. The transcript is spliced from 12 exons.